Acipenser ruthenus (sterlet) is the source of this 2736-nucleotide messenger RNA. RefSeq names its product POZ-, AT hook-, and zinc finger-containing protein 1-like. The coding region runs from base 167 to 2434 and encodes 755 amino acids. Gene Ontology annotation, biological process: regulation of immune system process; regulation of cytokine production; negative regulation of transcription by RNA polymerase II. NCBI's taxonomy places the organism in Eukaryota, Metazoa, Chordata, Actinopteri, Acipenseriformes, Acipenseridae. The record is from RefSeq and is a predicted model, not a curated record. The transcript is spliced from 6 exons. Gene Ontology annotation, molecular function: protein binding.
AUCCAACCCCCCCUUGAAAUGGAAGGUGAAAGUUCACAGGAAGCUGGGGGGCUGCCAUUUUUCUCCAAUUUUUUUUUUGAGUGCAAAGAAGCGGGGGUUGGUGUCAGACUGUAAUUGAAUUUGUAUUUUUUAUUAUUUUUUUUUGCGAGGACUCUGCACGAAUGCCAUGGAGCGCAUUUCGGAGCAGCCGUGGAAUUCCUCGUACACCUACCAGGUGAGUAAACACAGCGACGAGAUGCUUCACAACCUCAACGACCAGAGGAAAAAUGGAGGAAGGUUUUGUGAUGUGAUCCUGCGGGUCGGGGAAGACAGCUUCCCGGCUCACAAAGCCGUGCUGGCGGCCUGCAGCCAGUACUUCGAGUCGGUGUUCAGCUGUCAGGCGGAAGGGGGCGGCGAGACCAAAGAGCUGGAGAUGCACACGAUCAGCGCCAAAGUUUUUAAGGACAUUUUAGACUUCGCGUACACUUCGAAGAUUGUCGUCAGACUCGAGUGCUUCCCGGAGCUAAUGACAGCCGCCAAGUUUCUUCUGAUGAGGUCCGUGAUUCGGAUAUGCCAGGAGGUCAUCAAGCAAUCCAAUGUGCAGAUUCUGGUCCCGCCGGCUAGGGGUGAUCCCGAUCUGGGGUUUCCAUUGGACAUGUCAAAUGGGUCCGUGUUCGGGACCAAUGGACAGGCGCACGACGGCGACGUCAACACCCAAGCGAGCGGCGGGCUUUCCUUGACAGACAGUAGCCCAUCUGCGAUACCCCCGGGUCUGCAGGGGGCUGAACGGAUUCCCGUGACGUCCCCGCAGCUGCUUGUGGCGAAUCCGUUUCAAAACGCGGCGAGCGGCGCCGCUCCGGUUGGAGCGGGAGGGAAGCGGGGCAGAGGGCGACCCAAGAAGAUCCCGGCGGUGGAUCCCAUGCUGUUCGGCGGCCCAACCGUUUCAAAAGAGCAGGGGGUCUUCCCCUGCGGGCUCUGCGGAAAGCUGUUCACCGACGGCGUUCGGCUCAGGAACCACGAAGCCCAGCACGGCGCUCCCAGCAUCAGUCUCCACAGCAUGGGCAUCUCCGCCACGCAGCAACCGCGGCCGGGAGAAAACGGGGUUCCGAUCCACAUCGGGGUCGCAGACGGCACUCGGAAGCGGGAGAGGACCCGGAGGCACGUCGGGUGCGACAUUUGCGGGAAGGUGUUUCGGGACGUCUAUCACCUGAACCGGCACAAGCUCUCCCACUCCGGGGAGAAGCCCUACGCCUGUCCGGUUUGCGGGCUGCGUUUUAAGAGGAAGGACCGGAUGUCUUACCACGUUCGGUCUCACGACGGCUCGGUCGGGAAACCCUACGUGUGUCAGACCUGCGGCAAGGGAUUCUCCAGGCCGGACCACCUAAACGGACACAUCAAGCAGGUGCACACCUCGGAGAGACCCCACAAGUGUCAGGUUGAAGAGGUGAAAGGCCAUGGCAGUAAUGACUAUAACGCUUUUUGUGUUAAUCUCUUGAAGACCUGCAAUGCCUCCUUCGCCACGAGGGACAGGCUGCGCUCCCACCUGGCGUGCCACGAGGAUAAAAUCCCGUGCCAGGUGUGUGGCAAGUUCCUGCGGGCCGCCUACAUGACGGACCACCUAAAGAAGCACAGCGAGGGUCCGCACAACUACUGCAACAUCUGCAACAAAGGUUUCUCCACUGCUUCCUACCUAAAGGUCCAUGUUAAAAGCCACCACGGUGCCGCCCUCCCCGGCAGCCCCCACUUUACUGAGCAGAGGGAUGAGCCCCAGAACGGGGGCGCGGCCUUCCACAUGGGCAGGACUUGUGCUGUCGAAGACUUUUGUGCCAGUCGGAGGCUGCUGGUCAGUUUCCCUGAAGCAGAGGUGCGUUUCCGAGGGCUGCCUGCCCCGGACCCGCCCACGCUGCCCUUCUGCCCUCCUCCCAUUGGCUUCCAGCCCGAGGUGUUGCUGGGGAAACCUGGCGCUCAGUAUUUUUGGGAGUGCCGGGCGGCCGGCCUGCCUGGGCGUCACGCAGACGGACAAGAGGACCUCCAGAAAUGCCCCCACCAAGACCCGCAGGACAGCUCGGACAACUCCUUCGGGGAGCUGUCUGACGGGAGCGAUCUCAAGUCUCACCACAAGGUGGAGGAAGAGAGCCUCUCGUUCCAGUGCGAGGCGGGAGGAGGGGGCGAGUCCGAGGGCGACGGCAAAUUGAAAAACGAGACGGAAAAAAAGCACACCUGCCCGGACUGCGGCAGCAGCUUCCGCUCCAGGUCCCACUUGAACAAGCACGUGCAGAAGGCUCACUGCCCCCAGAAGGGCAUGCAAGCGCUGGGGGAACUGGCCCCCUUCUCCCCGCAACAGAACAUGUCCCUCCUUGAGUCUUUCGGCUUCCAGAUCGUCCAGUCCGCUUUCGCCUCCUCGCUGACUGAUCCUGAGGCCGGGCACAGCGGGAUGAACAUGGGGGGCAAGUGACUCCCCGAGAUUGACCCCCCCCCGUUUCAGUGAGCUGAACUGAGAGGGGGGCCUCGGUACCACCGGCACCAUUUAACUGUGCUGAUCCUGCAGGUGUUUCCAGCGAGAGGAGAGGUCCGUGCAGAACUGGCUAGAAGAGUUCAAGGGAGGCUGUGUUUAGAUCAUUUAAAACAGCCCCCUUUGAGAUGCAGAGAGAGAAGAGAGAGAUGUGUGGGAUGGCAAUGAGCUCCCAAGAGUUUCCCAGUAACCCGUCACGGGGCAACUUGGUUUUAUGUUAUAUAUAUAUAUAUAUAUAUAAUAUA